AUGAAAAACUUGAAGAAGAAUAAUUGUCAUGUUCUUCUCGUGUCAUAUCCAAUGCUAGGUCACAUAAAUCCAUGCCUUCAAUUUGCCAAGAGAUUGGUCAAUUUAGGAGUACAAGUUACCUAUUGUACUAGCCUAUCAGGUUUCAAUCGCAUCUCUAAUCUCCCAACUGUAAAAGGACUAAGCUUUGCUCCCUUUUCUGAUGGCUACGAUGGUGGUUUUAAGGGAUCAUUCGAUGAGUACCACUUAUUUUAUAAUUCCGUGAAGACGUAUGGUUCUGAGUUUGUGAUCAACAUGGUAUCAGAGCAUACAACAAAAAAGAAUCUUGCUUUCACACGUAUUAUCUACACUACCCUUAUGGCUUGGGUCGGGUCAGUGGCCAAGAUCAUUAAUGUCCCAUCAACACUUUUUUGGAUUCAACCAGUCACAAUAUUGGAUAUCUAUUAUUAUUACUUCACUGACUAUGCAGAUUCUUUCAAAAAUUGUCCUCAACAUCAAUCUCUAGAGCUACCAGGGUUGCCUUUAGCUCUUAAUCCUCGCGAUUUUCCCUCCUUUGUUUUCACAAAUGUGAAGUAUAAUGAUUGGGCAACGCAAUCUAUCAAAGAACACAUUCAACUAUUGAAUAGCGAAGAAAAUCCAAGAGUAUUAGUGAACACUUUUGAUGCUUUAGAAUUUGAUGCUCUUAGGGCUUUGAAGGAUAGUGUGACAAUGGUGGGAGUUGGUCCUUGCAUUCCUUCAACUUUUCUUGAAGGAAAGGAUCGUUUUGGUACUUCUUUUGGAUCCGAUUUACAAUCAAUAUCAAAAAAUUACAUAGAUUGGUUGGAUGAAAAGCCUAACGAGUCUGUUAUUUACAUAGCAUUUGGUAGCUACGCCGAGAUAUCAAAUCAACUAAUGGAGGAAAUAGCCCAAGGAUUAUUAAAAAGUGGAAGGCCAUUUUUGUGGGUGAUUAGGAAAGGCAUAAAGGGGGAAAACCCCAAGGAAAAGUUGAGGUGCAAAGAAGAAUUAGAAAAGCAAGGGAAAAUAGUGACUUGGUGCUCACAAGUGGAAUUUUUACAUCACCCUUCUGUGGGUUGUUUCUUGACUCACUGUGGGUGGAAUUCAACUCUAGAAAGCUUAACUUCUGGCGUGCCUAUUGUGGCAUGUCCACUUUGGAAUGAUCAACUUUGUAACGCUAAACUCAUUCAAGAUGUUUGGAAAAUCGGAGUCCGAGUUAGUGUUAAUGAUGAAGGUAUUGUUGAAAAGGAUGACUUGGAGAGAUGCAUAGAUGUUGUGAUGAAAGGAGAGGAAUGUAGAAAAAAUGCCCAAAAAUGGAAAGAUUUGGCUAAGGAAGUUAUGAAGGAAAAUGGUUCAUCCAAUUUGAAUAUGCAAGCUUACGUUAAUGAGAUUUUACUUGGUCAUAGCUAAAUUUCUUUGAAAAAAUACAACAUUUGAUAAUAUGUUUCUUUAAAUUUAAAGAAUAAUAAAAUUAAAGUGUAAUAAUAGCUAAUGGCAAGCCUUUUCUUAUUCUAAAAGUGAACCAUGGCUUAUA
Molecule: messenger RNA, 1525 nt
Organism: Solanum pennellii
Lineage: Eukaryota; Viridiplantae; Streptophyta; Magnoliopsida; Solanales; Solanaceae
Product: UDP-glycosyltransferase 75C1-like
Exons: 1
Coding region: 1-1401 (466 amino acids)
Molecular function (GO): UDP-glycosyltransferase activity
Source: RefSeq, a predicted model, not a curated record